Daphnia pulicaria is the source of this 2431-nucleotide messenger RNA. It is a transcript of the gene FucT6, whose product is annotated as alpha-(1,6)-fucosyltransferase-like. Gene Ontology annotation, molecular function: protein binding; glycoprotein 6-alpha-L-fucosyltransferase activity. NCBI's taxonomy places the organism in Eukaryota, Metazoa, Arthropoda, Branchiopoda, Diplostraca, Daphniidae. The record is from RefSeq and is a predicted model, not a curated record. Gene Ontology annotation, biological process: protein N-linked glycosylation. Gene Ontology annotation, cellular component: Golgi cisterna membrane. The coding region runs from base 340 to 2169 and encodes 609 amino acids. The transcript has 7 exons.
CUAGCUGUUGACGUCUCCCGCGGUUUAUUUCCUGAUGGGAGCUGACUAGUAUUCAGAGUUUUUUGUGCGUUCGUUCACUCCGUUGCUUAAUCCGAUAUUUUUGUUGAAUUCACGACACGGAUAUUGCAACGACUGUAGCUGUAGACCCGUCACGUUUUUCUGUAUGUUGGAUAGGCCGUAGUUUUCGUCAAAAUUGAUUGGACCGUUCUCUGAGUUGUUGUUCGGCUAUUGGUCUCGUCUUCCGCAAUGACCUGAGUACUUCUAGCCCAUAGUUCACUUGACAAAUUCGUGGUUGAUGAUUUAUGGAUCACUUUUUGAAACGUGAAGGUAAAUUAAAACAUGCAAGGCGAAAAAGUCCAAUUCAAUUGUCCUGAAUUGAAGACAAAUUGGACUACGAAAACCAAUUCAACAAUGACUAUGAAUUUACGAAGCUCCAACAAGAUUCUGGCUCAGGCAGCCAUAAUUCUUUUCUUCUUUUGGGUUGUCGCUUUGAUUCUAUUGACAAGACCAUUGUUAAAUAGUCCACAGAGUGAUGUUAGCAGUGAUGUGCUUCAGCGACUUUCAAAAGCAGUUUCAGAACUUGAAAGUCUUAAAGUGAGAAAUCAGGAACUCCAGUGGAUACUGACAAACUUCAGUCAUGAAGCUCAGUCAGGAAAAAUAAAAGAAGGUGUUGUUGAGCGACUUAGAUCAACAUUAGAGGACAACAUCAGACUACCCAUUAACUUUAACGGUCUUGAAAAGAAAUCAUCUGGACCUAGUAAGGAAUAUGAAGUGAGAAGACGAGCUAUUUACCGAGGUGUUCAAGAGAAUUGGUAUUUCGUGCAACAAGAGUUAGAAAAGCUGAAGAAAUCAGGGCGUGAUCAAAGUGCCCCUGAAAUAUCAAAUUUGAUUCAAGAAAUUUUGAACUCAGGAAAAGAGCAUGAAAUUAUUCUUUUGAAUGACAUACAAGAGCUUAGCAACAUGGAAAACCAUGAUGCCUGGAGAAGUACAGAAUCACGUGCCUUGUCGGACUUGGUCCAAAGACGCUUACAUUAUCUUCAAAAUCCAGCUGACUGUUCCAAGGCUAGGAAAUUAAUAUGUAAUCUUAACAAGAGUUGUGGAUAUGGUUGCCAGAUACAUCAUGCUGCCUAUUGUUUCAUUAUGGCCUAUGCCACCAAGAGAACUUUGAUAUUGAACUCGAAAAAAUGGCGAUACCAUCGUGGUGGAUGGGAGAAAGUAUUUUUGCCACUUAGUGAUACUUGCACUGAUCCGUCUGGUUUGGAUAGGAGUAAUUGGCCUGGAACAAAUGAAACCCAGGUCAUCGAAUUACCCAUAGUGGAUAUGUUGUCUCCUCGGCCUCCGUUCUUGCCAUUAGCAAUUCCUCGGGACUUGUCGGAGAGGAUGAUCAGACUACAUGGUGAUCCUCAGGUGUGGUGGAUUGGUCAGUUUAUGAAGUACCUCCUGCGAUAUCAGCCCGAGACUCAGAAGAUGUUAGAUCAAGCAAAAGAAAAAAUGAAAUUUGAGAGUCCUGUUGUUGGUGUCCACGUGCGGCGGACUGAUAAAGUUGGAACAGAGGCUGCAUUUCAUUCGAUUGACGAGUACAUGUUAUACGUAGCAGAUUUUUUUGAUAAACUAGAAAUUAAAGAAAAAAUCAAAGUAAGACGGGUCUACCUGGCUUCCGAUGAUCCUUCUGUUCUUCCAGAAGCAAAGAAAAAAUAUCCGGAGUAUGAAUUUCUUGGUGAUGUGUCGAUAGCCAAAGGAGCGGCUGUAGCAACGCGUUACACAGAUUCGUCCUUGCGAGGCAUCUUGGUCGAUAUUCACAUGCUUGCACACAGCGAUCAUCUCGUUUGCACUUUCUCGUCUCAAGUGUGUCGGUUGGCGUACGAGAUCAUGCAAACACUUCACCCUGAUGCAUCGAGCAAAUUCAAGUCUUUGGAUGAUAUUUACUACUACGGUGGACAAGGUCCUCAUCAACAAAUAGCUAUGUACUCGCACAAAGCCCAUAGGCCUGGCGAGAUUUCUAUUGAAGUAGGUGAUGUUUUAGGGAUAGCCGGUAAUCACUGGGACGGCUACUCCAAGGGUACAAAUGAGCGGACCAAGCAAUCUGGACUCUACCCUUCCUUCAAAGCCGUGGACAAGUACAAUAUAAUUGAUUUCCCCCCAUACAGUGAGGUGGCCGUCGCUGCAUGAGUGACGACUGCUUAGGUAAAUAACAUUUUGCGUUGAGUUUUGUAAACCAGAUUGAAACGUGCUGAAGUCACAGUCACAUCAAGGUAACUUGAGUUUGGUUUCAAGCGCUUUCCAUACACUGUUUUGAGUGCCGUACUGGUUACCUACCGGUUGGCCACUACACACAGCUUUUAAGGACUUUGGGAUUAUGACUUGACACAUUGCACAGUGCAUUUUUCUUUGUACAGGGUGCUCUUCUGCUAAAUAUAUAUUCACAAGAUUU